CAGUGCUGCAAAUUCAAACAUGAUGGCAACUCCACAAAAAAUGCCCGCGCAUAAGAUAAAGCAAAAAAUAUGUGAGCACUGUCAAUGUGAGUGAAAGAGCACACUCUAUGAACCACAGCUGUCGAACGAAAGAGCUGCCAAGACAAACACGCGCUAGCCGAAGAGAACCGUUCGUUCAGUUGGCCAGCUCAGUUUCCUCAAGUUUAGUUGCUGAAAUUAACAGAAAUUGUCAAAAAUAAAAUGUCGACAUCGGGACGUAAACGCAAGCAGCAACUGAAACCUCGUCAGGAUGUGCACAGGUCGCCAAUGAAGCGUCAAAGUCUCGAUGUGAAAACAGAGCCGCUACUUGCAAACAGUUAUCCAUUGGCAGACUACGAUUGUGUGGACGUUAAGCCCGACCUGACCGAAUUACAGCUGCAACUGUCUGUUGCGCCGCCAACGGCAGCAAGUGCAACCACAACAACGUCAGCAGCUGAUACCGCCGAAGACAUCAAAACAGACCAGGAUCUGCAGCAAAGCGAUUCCGAUGAUGAUGGCUACUCAGAGAUUCAUUUCGGAACGCGCGACGUAUAUUGCCAAGAUGAAUUGGAUGACUAUGAUGCGGAGUGGUCGGUGCAACAAACAACGCGACGCCUUAUCUUCAAAUUCACUACUCCAAAUCAACAAACGGGCCUCAAAAAUGUUCGCAAAUCCGCCUGCCCGAUGCACUAUUUCAACCAACUGCUGGGCAAUCGCGUCGAGUUUUUCGCUCAGCUCGCAAGCAAUUGCAAUGCGAGAAACGCGACACUAGCUGCCAACGGCGAAGAGCUCGAAACAUUUGUGGGCCUCUGUCUGCUGAUAUGUGAUGUGAAGCUGCCGCAGCUUAGUGACUAUUGGAGCAACAAUAUGUUUCAUGGCUUUGUUGGCUACGCCCUGAAGAUGAAGCUGCAACGUUUUAUCGAACUGCUGCAAUCACUGAACUUCGAUCAGUUGGCCGGAAAUACAAAUACCACACAUGUUGGAGGCGAUGCCGGCAAGCUGAUAAAUUUUUUCAACGCCCGCAUGUCUGAGCUGUAUGUCUGUGGCCAGCCAUUGGUUCUUAACGAGCCCAUCAUCCACUGGAAGGGCAGAUUCAACUACCAGAACGAACUGCCCGACAGAUAUCGCAGCAAUGCGCUGAUGCUGCAUUUGCUCAGCGAACAGAGUGGCCUUAUUGUGCGCAUUAUGCCCGAGUUUGUAGAGCAGCAGUUGGCACGAAACUCUCGCCAAUUGGUGGUACAGCGCAGCCAGCUGGCGCUGCAGCUGCUGCAGGAUCAUCUAAAGCUGGGACACAGUGUUUACGUGUGCAAGUACUAUGGCAGCUAUGGCUUGGCACACGAGCUAUCUAAGCUGGGCACCUACUGCAGCGGACUACUGGACAGGAAUCGGUACGGCAACAGUAAAGCAUUGGUGCAUCAACAGCUGACAUCGAACAGCAUCUCCACCAGAUAUGCGACCGUCACGCCAUUGAUGAUGGCUAAGUGGCGGCGUCGCGAGAAAUGCGUCUAUUUCUACAGCUCCGACUGUUUGGCUAUCUAUGCCAAAGAGAUGUCCAUGCAAAAGAUUAACGCUCGUCCCAAACUGAUUCAGCAGCUAGACUUUCAUCUGCGUCCCACGCAAUCAACGCGUCAGCAGCUAAUCAACUAUCAGCCCGCUUGCUCUGGUCUGCAGCGACAGCAACAGCUGAUAGUCUAUUUGCUUAACAUGGUGAUGUUCAAUGCCCACCUUCUAUACAUGGCCAAUGCACAACCGUCGCGCGGGUUUUCCAGUGCCCAGGAUGCCACUAAACUAAAAACUUAUGCAGAGUUUCGAGUGGCGAUUAUCAAGUCAUUAUUGAAAGAGGACACCGUAGGAGCUGUUCCACGAACAACCGAAAAUCAACCGGUUACUCCAACAAAUAUAACAACAAUCACCGCCAAAUCGAAGCCAGUUAAGACACCACCUUCAGUUCGAGCAGUACCCGAGUUCAAGUUAAUGGAAGUUAAGCAUGAAUUGGUGCCCAUUAAUAGUAGCCAGCCAAUGACAACGACGACAACGCAGCGUGUGCGCAAGAAUUGUCAACAUUGCAACAAGGGCGGCAUGCUGCAAUUCACGAAGUUCAUGUGCAACCUCUGCCCCAACAAUCCAGGACUCUGUCAGGAUCCAUGCUUUCAACUGUGGCACGAACAGCUCAAAGAUCAACCUUAAACAUUUUCAAAAUUAUUGGCAAAUAUAAACGAAACUAAACUGCGUCGACUUCUGUUGUUCGCUUCAGCGUAAGGAUCCACAGAUGCUCAUUAUUAUACUUAUUCUAUUUAGCUAGAAAGACAUUCUGAACUCACCUUGGGCAUGCUUUUGGCGAAGUUUGUUGAGAAUGUUGGUGGCAUCGAAGCCGGCAUUGUCGCAAAGUUGACGCGGAAUAAUCUCUAGUCCCUUUGCAAUUGAUGCAAUCAGCAGCUGCUCCUUGCCAGCAAUGGUGCGCGAGUAAUCGCGAAGCACUUUCGACAACUCCAUCUCAAUGGCGCCCCCACCGGCGACAACAGAAUCAUGUUUAAUGGUUCGGCGCACAAUCAUGAUGGCAUCGUGCAGUGAACGCUCUGUCUCCUCUAGAAACUGAUCAGCUCCGCCGCGCAGGAUCAAUGUGCUGGUCUUGGCAUUUGGACAGCCUGUAAUUAUAGAAUAGUUAGUACUUCUAUCCACUCACUUAGUAGUAGCACUUUACCUUGGAAUAGAUUGAAACGUUCGCCACCAACUUGACGUUCCUCGAAGCGUUCGCACAGACCGAGAACAUUGGCUUUGAUGUCGUUGGCCGUGGUCAUGACGGCGCCGCCGCAUGCUUUCAUGGUACGCUUGAGAUCCUCCUCGAGGACGCGUCCGGCGCAGAACAUGUUUCGAUCGGCGAAAUACUGUGUGGCCACAUCACCAAUGGGCAGCUUGGACAACACCACAUUAGCGCCUGAUUCGUGAAUUUUAGCCAAUUUGUUGUAAAGAAUCUGCCACUCGGCAUCCACUACCUUUUGAUAUUCCUUUACAUUAUCAACACGAAUCUCUGCAUUGUCACGUUCUGCCUUCAGCUCUAGCUCGAUGUUGAGCAAUGCAAUUUUGCAGUUCUCAUAGGAUUUGGGGGCCAUCUCAAAGCCGGCGUAUGAGAAAGUUUUCUUGAAAGCAACACCCGAAACCAAUUGGGAUUCUUCAAGUGAACCACCAGACACCUUUUUGAUGCCAAUCAUGUUGAGUGGCAGCAA
This is a messenger RNA of Drosophila sulfurigaster albostrigata, 3242 nucleotides long. RefSeq lists its product as uncharacterized. NCBI's taxonomy places the organism in Eukaryota, Metazoa, Arthropoda, Insecta, Diptera, Drosophilidae. Bases 241 to 2205 code for a protein of 654 amino acids. The transcript has 2 exons. The record is from RefSeq and is a predicted model, not a curated record.